AUGUUAUAAGUUUACAAUUAAUAUUAUACAGUAGUGUAAUAUAUUAUUCUUGAUAAUAUUAAUGGAAAAGUGUUUUUUUGUUUGUACUCUACUUUUAAAAUAAUUGUUAUAUUUUUUUAAUUUAUAUUAAAUUCAUUGUUUUUUUUUAUUUUUUUAAGCUUUCUUUCCAUUUUGUGGAAAACUAUAGUAUUUUAGGGAUUUAAGGAAGAAGAUCGAGACUUUUCUGUCUCUUCUAGCUUGUUUUAUUAUGGAAUUUGCUUGUUUCAAGUUCAGGGAAUCUGAGGUUUGUUGCUUGAAUCUCUUGCAUUGAACUAUGUGAGCUAUGCUUGCUUGUUUUGGAGAAACAUUGCAGUUCUCGAGCAUCAGAGCUUGAAUCUUUUACAGUUGGAUAUCUUGGAUUAGAGGUAUUUAUGUGCUUACUUUGGUCUAUACUCCUGAAUGAUAGAACUUUGGCAGCCUGUGGUGAGAUAAUUCUAAAUGGGGAUGUUACCCUUGAGAAUGAAUGCGUUGUGCUCGACGGGCGAUCUCUGAGAGCUUGAAUUUUGGUGAUUUAUAGAGUUUUAGUGGAUAAUUAGUGGGAUGUGAGGGAUUAGGUUGCUUUUGAGGAGACAUAUAAUUGCAGAGACUUGGGAGGAUUGGAUUGAAGAAAAAUGCUACACAUCUCGGGGAGUUUCCUUAAUUCACAUGAGAUUCUGCAAUUAAACACAUUAAUGCUCUCAUCAUGACCAGGGCUGUUCGUGAUAGGAUUCUCAAGGAUGCAAACGGUGACAUCAGUUAUCAUCUACGCAACCACAUCCAUUUGACUAAUUGUAUCCACUUGAAGAACCAUAUGCACAAGAAUAGUCCCAUGUUAUCCGACAGGUCACUCAUGAGGGACCUUACAGUCCUUCAGAGGGCCCGAUCUCUUCGAGACCCUUCUGCCAGUCCUCCCUCUUGGCACUCACCUUCUGUUAUUGAUCUGCUUUCAAAGAAAGGUGAGAAGGAUGGCAUCCAAGAGGGGAGAAUGUAUGUAGGCAUUGAACGCCCAGGGGAUGGUAAUAGGCUGUCUGGAAGCUCACCUCAUAUAGCAAAUUUAGCUACUUCAAAAGUUGCCCCUGGUGAAGCAAGUGUGGUUAAUGAAUGGGCUGCAGGAAUUAGUGACCGUAGUAGCAAGGGUGGAUUUAAAGAUGAUCGAAGAGUAAGAAGAGAAAAAUCUAGUUUGAGAAGUAAUAGGACUGAUCAUUCAGGUGAAAAUAAGGAGCCUCCACAGGUUCAAGAGGGUAAUGGUUUGGAACACCAUGAUGUUACAGGUACUUCUGGUUUGAAAGAUAAGAGUAAGAGAAAGGGGAAGCAUGUCCAAAAUUCUCAAAUUAAGACCCCUUCUGAGCAAUUGAAUGACAUUCCACUAGAUGGUGAUGAUGUAGGUUCUUCUAAUGUCCAUCAUGGAAGGCCUCCUAGACAGGGUAAAACUGGGGAGGAACCUCAAGCUAGCAUCAGGGGGUACUCAAGUGGGUUGAACAGGGCAAAAAGACGCAGGUUUCGAGGGGCCAGGAGAACUCGGGCUGCACCUACGUUAAGAGAGGCUGUUGGUCAGAAUGAACUAUCUGUGGCAUCUAAUUCAUUUGGUCAAGGUUCAGCACAUCCAAAGUACGGCAUGGAGGAGGAGGAAGAGGACCAUGGAGAGGAAAAUGUCACAAAGGCUCCUAGAAAUGGGUGUGGAAUUCCUUGGAAUUGGUCCAGAAUCCAUCAUAGGGGUAGAACUUUCCUGGAUAUUGCAGGAAGGAGUUUAUCUUGUGGCAUGUCAGACUCAAGGUCUAGGAAAGGUGGGGCAGCUUCCCGUGGGAGGGAUAUUCCUGAAAUGCCUGUGGCCUCCAAUCACUCAAGUUCAUCCACAAAAUCUGAUGCAGAGGCGCUGCCUCUCCUAGUUGAGGCAUCUGGAUCCCAGGAUAGCACAGAGAAUGCUCGUUGGCUGAAUGAUUAUUCAGGGGAGCUAGGUAUUUUUGCUGAUAAUUUAUUUAAACAUAAUCUUGAUUCUGACCUUGCUUCUGAAGCUAGGUCUGGUGGACAACACAAGUUAGGUAAGAAACGACAUGGUAGGCACCAAAAUUUGACACAAAAAUACAUGCCAAGAACUUUUAGAGACUUGGUGGGACAGACUUUAGUUGUGCAAGCCCUUUCUAAUGCCAUCAUGAAAAGGAGGAUCGGAUUGCUAUAUGUGUUUUAUGGACCUCAUGGCACAGGGAAAACCUCUUGCGCUAGGAUAUUUGCCAGGGCUUUGAAUUGUCAGUCACUUGAACACCCUAAACCUUGUGGCUUUUGCAAUUCUUGCAAUUCUCAUGAAAUGGGUAAGAGCCGAAAUAUAAGGGAAGUUGGUCCUGUCAGUAAUUUUGACUUUGAGAACAUUGUGGAUCUUCUUGACAAUAUGACAUUCUCCCACCUUCCAUCACAAUAUAGAGUUUUCAUAUUUGAUGACUGUGAUUCUCUGUCCACUGAUUGUUGGAAUGCUAUAUCAAAGUUCAUUGACCGAGCACCAAGACGUGUGGUUUUUGUCCUUGUUAGUUCAAGUCUAGAUGUUCUGCCUCAUAUAAUCAUAUCCAGAUGCCAUAAAUUCUUUUUCCCAAAACUGAAGGACCCAGAUAUCAUCUAUAGUUUGCAGCGGAUUGCAUCCAAAGAAAAUAUUGAAAUAGCUAAGGAUGCCCUAAAAUUGAUUGCUUCUCGAUCAGAUGGAUCAUUGAGGGAUGCAGAGAUGACUCUUGAGCAGCUUAGUUUGCUUGGGCAGAGAAUUUCAGUUCCUUUGGUUCAGGAACUGGUGGGGCUUAUAUCUGAUGAAAAGUUGGUAGAUCUUCUUGAUUUAGCUCUGUCUGCAGACACAGCAAAUACUGUGAAGAGUUUAAGAGUGAUAAUGGAGUCUGGUGUGGAGCCUUUGGGUUUGAUGUCGCAGCUUGCUACAGUUAUAACUGAUAUACUUGCUGGCAGUUAUGACUUCACUAGAGAAAGACAAAGAAGGAAGUUCUUUCGGCGUCAACCAUUGUCAAAAGAAGAAACAGAGAAACUACGGCAAGCUCUGAAAACACUGUCCGAGGCUGAGAAACAACUGAGAAUGACAAAUGACAAAUUAACAUGGCUGACAGCUGCAUUGCUUCAACUUGCUCCUGAUCAGCAAUAUGCAUUGCCUAUUUCAUCUGCCGAGACUAGUUUUGAUCAAAGUCCUGUUGCUCUAAAUAAUGCCAGUGGAAGAGACAUGGCCAGGAAAGAUGGCGAACUUAUUGAAAUGCCUGAGAACAUCAGAGGCAUGUCAACAAACUCUAGAUUGCAAAAUCCCCUUGUUAGAGGUUCCAGGGAUUAUAGCAAUUUUAGUAUGAAAGGUAUUAGUUUGGAUAGAAGGAGGAAUGCUGGGGCUGGAUUGAUUCCUCAACAAACCUCUGCAGUUGCCGGUAAUAUGGCCAGGAUUAAUGGGAGACAGAAUGUAAUAAAAAGCCGUAAUGCAAUUGAAGAAAUUUGGUUGGAAGUGCUUGACAAGAUCCAAAUUAGUGGUCUAAAAGAGUUUUUGUUACAAGAAGGAAAUCCAAUCUCUGUCAGUUCUGGAGCAGCUCCAACCGUGCAGUUGAUGUUCAGUACACAUUCAUCCAAAUCUAUGGCUGAGAAGUUUACUGGACAGAUUUUGCAAGCAUUUGAGUCUGUUCUUGGUUCUCCAGUGACAAUUGAAAUUAGAUGUGAAGCAAAGAAAGAUCCAAUAUCUGGGUCCAAUCUUCUUGUCCUACAGGCUCCCAGAAAUGGUUCAUCUCAGAUGGCUAUGGACCGAGGGUCCAAUGCUGAGAGCCAGAUGCAGAGGGCAAGGGACAGAGAUAAUGGGAUUCGAUCUCAGGCCCAGCUCUUGAACUAUGAAACUUUUGAAGGUGGAAGAAGUGAAAUUGUAGAAGUUCCAGCUUCCCCCCAGGAACCCAAGAAUAAUAAUGAACAUACUGGCAACAAUACAGAAUCUAAUAAAAGAGGUGCAUGGUUGGCAAAAUCUGUAGUUUCACAUAAGCAAUCCACUAUUGCUGGAAGAAGGAAACCCAGAGAACAAAGCCAGAGUCAGAGCAUUGUUAGAAGCAAGGUGUCCCUUGCAGAUGUAAUCCAGCAGGCAGAAGGAUGUACACAACGCAAUGCAUGGACAAAACGCAAAGCGGUUUCCAUUGCUGAAAAGCUUGAACAAGAGAAUCUGAGACUGGAGCCUAAAUCAAGAAGCUUGCUUUGCUGGAAAGCAACAAGGGUAACUCGUCGAAAGCUUUCCAGGUUGAAGAUGAGGACGAGAAGACCGCAUUCAUUGCUGAAGCUUGUUUCCUGUGGAAAGUGUCUCUCUUCUAAAUCUCCAAGGUAGUAGGACACGAGAAAAGUAUCUAGGUGGGCGCUAGAUAGUGGGGGACCUCAUUCAUAUACUCACUGUAAUUAGCUAUUUUCCUAGCCAUUUAUAAGGUCAAUUCAAUCCACCAAAUCAUUUCAUUUUCUCUGAAUAAAUAGGAUAGAAAAUAUCAGAUUAGUGCUAGCUUCUAUUAGUGAAUUUUUUCCAUCAAUGUUCAUUAUAUUAUCAGGAACUUUCCUUCCUUUCA
This is a messenger RNA of Rubroshorea leprosula, 4568 nucleotides long. Lineage: Eukaryota; Viridiplantae; Streptophyta; Magnoliopsida; Malvales; Dipterocarpaceae. The record is from the annotation of a GenBank genome assembly.